GUGUCAUAUGUUUUAACUUGAUGUAUUUUUAAACUGUAGAAAUUUUAACAGUUUACUUACAUAAAUUUGUUAAUUCAAUGAAUAAACAUGCUUUGAGCAGUAGCGUUCAUUUUCUCAGUGCUUCCCACUAAAACGAAGCUACGAAUGAACCAUGAUGGAGUUUCCCAAUUCAAACUUUCAUUUUGAUCAAACUCAAACUCUGUUGGAUUCCAACACGGCAAAUUUUGGGACCAACCACGACAUAGUAAAGUCGACACACAGUUCAAGUCUUUACCUCCUUAAACCUCUUCCACCACCAGCUCAGGUUACAGGAAGCACUAAUCUCCUCGCACACUUUGGACUGGAGUCAACAUACAACAAGUUUUGUGGCAAAAAACUCAAAGAAACUCUCAGUUCAUUUCUACCUCAUCUUCCAGGAGUUACCGAUGGUCCGGCAGCAAGCAAUGGGAGCAGCCUGCGAUCAGUUAUCGAUAAACCUCCGAUUGUUGGAAGCAAAGAAAUCCAACCUCUUUCUUCCGGAGUACUGAUGUCGGCGUUCCGCCUGCAUCCUGGACCUCUACCGGAACAAUACCGUCCUCUUCAUCAGCAAAAUGAAAGCCGGCGAAAACCAAAACACAAAAAGAACCGACCUGACCCAGUUUCUCUCGACCAAAGGGGACCAGAGCUUGAAAGUAAGAAACAUAAAAAGAGAAAACACGAGGAUGGGGAUAAGAAGAAAAGGAAAAAGGAGAAGAAGAGAAAACGGGAAAGAGAAAAAGAACGGAUGUAGUCUUAUGUAGAUGUCAAAACUUUAUAGAAAAUUUGUUUCACUGUUUAUUUCUUUCUUUCAUUUUGUACAACUUUUCCUAUUUAAUUUUUGACUUCUAAUCAAUAAUUUAGAGUAUAAACCAUGUUAUAUUUGGUAGUUUGGUAAUUUAGUUAAAUUUCUUUCAUUAAAACAUUUAAUGAAAAACUUUUUAUUCUUAAC
This is a messenger RNA of Ciona intestinalis (vase tunicate), 967 nucleotides long. RefSeq names its product mediator of RNA polymerase II transcription subunit 19-like. NCBI's taxonomy places the organism in Eukaryota, Metazoa, Chordata, Ascidiacea, Phlebobranchia, Cionidae. Gene Ontology annotation, molecular function: transcription factor binding; transcription coregulator activity. The record is from RefSeq and is a predicted model, not a curated record. Gene Ontology annotation, cellular component: mediator complex. Gene Ontology annotation, biological process: positive regulation of transcription by RNA polymerase II.